AUAGAGGAAAUUGACCUGCCUGUGAGUUUACACAUUCUCUGCAUGUUGCUAGGUAACCGCCUAUUUGAGACUCCAGAAAUUGACAACGCCAAGCACACUCGGCACACUCCGAAGCAGCAGGCUGACCUGUAUGCCCUUGACACAAGCGAAGCUUGGCGAUACACGGACCGGCGAGCACAGCACACGAGUGGACCACAAGCAAGUCGGUGAUCGACAUCAGGCAUGUCGAUGCGUUCUACUAGUGGACCAGUGGACGUGCGGAGACGCAGCAAAACCAAGAACGCCGUCCAUCUAGAAUACCUCCCCGACACAGCGAAGGUUCUGAACCUCAGCGGCGCACACCUGCGACCAGACGCCUUCAAGUUCCUGAAGCGCUACAGCAUCACGGGAGAGAAGCUGCACACAUCCUCGUUCCGACUCCUGCACACGCUCGACCUGUCAGAGUGUCGGUUCAGCGAGGCCGACCUGUGCAACAUGUGCGAACGAUGCGGCAUGCUGCGAACACUGCGUCUCAACUGGUGCCAAACCUGGGAUAACGGCACCGGACUGCUACUAACGAGUAAACUACAGCACGUCAUGUAUGCGCACCAGCACCUCAUCAGGCUGGAAGUGAGAGGCAUCCUCAUAGAGCGCUACUCACGCUUCCUCGCGCGCAUGGCCCGCAAGCUCGAACACCUCGACAUGGGGCGCACCCUGCUGGCGGCGAAGCUGCCCGCGACCCGCGGGGAUGGUCGCCUGCGCUCGCUGUCGCUGCGCGGAUGCUGGCGCCUCGACGACCGCAUCCUGCGCAGCAUCGCGCGCUGCGCGCCGCUGUCCGGCCUGCGAAGCCUCGACGUGCGAGACACGCCCGUGACGCCGGACGGCGUGGCGGCGUUCAGCAAGCGGUUUCCUGACUGUAGCGUGCAGCACGGCCUCUUGUACGGCCCGGCGGGGGCGCGCACAACCCCGGCAGGGGCCCGCACAACCCCGGCAGGGGCGCGCACAACCCCGGCAGGGACGCGCACAACCCGACGGGAACGCGCAUAA
Molecule: messenger RNA, 1026 nt
Organism: Priapulus caudatus
Lineage: Eukaryota; Metazoa; Priapulida; Priapulimorpha; Priapulimorphida; Priapulidae
Exons: 4
Coding region: 223-1026 (267 amino acids)
Biological process (GO): SCF-dependent proteasomal ubiquitin-dependent protein catabolic process
Cellular component (GO): SCF ubiquitin ligase complex
Molecular function (GO): protein binding
Source: RefSeq, a predicted model, not a curated record